This is a messenger RNA of Microthlaspi erraticum, 474 nucleotides long. Lineage: Eukaryota; Viridiplantae; Streptophyta; Magnoliopsida; Brassicales; Brassicaceae. The record is from the annotation of a GenBank genome assembly.
AUGCCCUCUCAGCUGCUGGAUCUUCUGGAUCAUGGCAAGUUUUUGGUUCCGUUUGGUGAUGAUGAAGAACUCUUCCUGGUUGAGAAAUUUCACCCAAAUUACGAUGCUUAUGAUUUAGAUUUUCUCAGCUACACAUGCAAAGUGAGUAGGCUAGAUGAGGAGGCUGGCAAAUGGGUCGAGAUCGCCGGUGAUUUAGGAGGCCGUGUCUUGUUUAUAGGACACUUUGGGAAUGUCUGCUUCUCUGGUGAAGAGCUUCCUGAUGAUUGUGGUUUGAGUGGGGACUCGAUCGUGUUCACCAAUGAGAUAAGCGGUGUAACUUUUGUUUAUAAAUAUGGAGUGGAUACAGGAGAUGAAGAAGACGACCCCAACUGUUGGAGAUUCUCAAUGGAGUAUCGUGUGAAGCUCUUCAGGAAAACUCCGGUGUUGAAUCUCCAGGUCUUCAAGCAUCCUUUGGCAGGCAUGCACAUGCACUAG